AUGACGGAGCCGUCAUAUCCGCUUGUGAUCGUGGUGAAGGAGCCAGCGUUGGAGGUCGUAAGGAGCAGAGCGGGAUCCAGUACGAUGACAGUUGCAGGAUCUCCAGAGACGGCUGGCGGAAUCGUGGAGGUCAAGGUCUCGGUACCGGUUAUGUUGGGAAGUGCUGGAGCCGUGACACCUGGAACCAAAACGACGGCUGUUGGGUCGCCAGAUGGCCCAAUUGGCAGCGUCGUCGUGAUUGUGACUGAGCCAUCGUACGUAGACGUAAGAAGGUUGGGAAGACCAGGCGCAGUAGCGCUUGGGAUGAUACUUGGCACUAGGACAACAGUAGCCGGGUCGCCGGAGGGGCCAAUGGGCAAGGUAGUGGUGAGAGUGACUGAGCCAUCGUACGUGGACGUAAGAAGGUUGGGAAGACCUGGUGCAGUGACACUUGGGAUAACACUCGGCACAAGAACCACCUCUGCUGGAUCGCCAGAGGGACCAAUGGGUAAGGUCGUUGUCAAUGUAACGGAACCAUCGUACGUGGAAGUGAGGACGUUGGGAAGGCCAGUCGCAGUGACACUUGGGAUAGCGCUUGGGACCAGGAUCACCGUUGCUGGGUCACCCGAGGGACCGAUAGGUAAAAUAGUCGUCAAAGUGACAGAGCCAUCUCCAGGUGCGGUGACACUUGGGACAAUGCUCGGGACGAGGACGACAGUAGCCGGGUCUCCUGAAGGACCGAUGGGAAGCGUGGUGGUGAGGGUGACAGAGCCGUCGUACGUCGACGUGAGAAUAUUUGGAAGGCCGGCAACCGCAGACGAAGGCACCAAGACUACAGUUGCCGGGUCACCAGAGGGACCAAUGGGCAAAGUAGUGGUAAGUGUAACCGAUCCAUCGACAUUCGGCAGACUGGGGGGGUCCGUGAUGGAAGCACCCGGAACCAGGACGAUUGUGGCCGGGUCUCCGGAGGGACCGGCCGGAAGCACGGUGGUGAGAGUGACCGAGCCGCCAUAUGUGCUUGUGAGGAGAGUGGGCAGUCCCGGAGCAUCAGUGAUGGUGCCACUGGGAACCAAGACAAUCGUCGCCGGGUCGCCGGAGGGGCCAGCCGGAAGAACAGUUGUAAGGGUCACGGAGCCGCCGUAUGUGCUCGUGAGAAUGUUGGGCAAUCCCGGAGCAUCAGUCGUAGUAGCACCAGGAACCAAGACAAUCGUUGUUGGGUCACCAGAGGGACCAAUUGGAAGUACAGUCGUGAGAGUGACUGAGCCGGCGUAUGUGCUUGUAAGCACAUUAGGCAGUGCUGAAGCGUCCGUGAUGGUGGCGCCGGGCACAAGGAUGAUUGUGGCGGGAUCACCAGAAGGUCCAACCGGCAAGACAGUUGUCAAAGUCACAGAGCCAGCGUACGUGCUCGUCAGAAUAUUAGCGCCGGUCUGGCUUGGUACCAAGACCACAGUCUCCGGAUCGCCAGAAGGACCAACUGGAAGGACAGUUGUGAGAGUGACUGAUCCUCCAUACGUAGAAGUAAGGAUGUUCGGCAAGCCGGGAGCAGAUGUCACGCUUGGAACCAAGAUGACAGUCGCGAUAUCUCCAGAAGGCCCGACGGGCAAGGUGGUGGUGAGGGUAACCGAUCCACCGUAUGUCGAGGUCAAGAUAUUCGGGAGACCAGGAGCGCCAGUCUGGCUUGGGACGAGGAUAACCGUGGCAACGUCUCCUGAAGGGCCAACUGGCAACGUGGUGGUCAGAGUAACCGAUCCUCCGUAUGUAGAAGUGAGAAUGUUGGGGAGACCAGGGGCCAUGACCGUCGCGCCGGGCUCACCGGACGGACCAGUAGGCAGAACAGUGGUGAGUGUAACCGAACCUCCGUACGUCUGCGUAAGGAUGUUGGGAAGACCCGCGGCUCCGGUGCUGCUCGGCACCAAGACGACAGUCGCAGGAUCACCUGAUGGGCCUAUGGGCAAAGUCGUCGUCAAAGUAACUGAACCACCAUAG
This is a messenger RNA of Colletotrichum phormii, 1965 nucleotides long. RefSeq lists its product as uncharacterized. The record is from RefSeq and is a predicted model, not a curated record. NCBI's taxonomy places the organism in Eukaryota, Fungi, Ascomycota, Sordariomycetes, Glomerellales, Glomerellaceae. The coding region runs from base 1 to 1965 and encodes 654 amino acids. The transcript has 6 exons.